UUCCCAGCAAGUCGUUUCUCAGCUGUUCGUUCGCGCGGCCAGGGCUCAAAUAUGUAAUCGCAUUUACGGCCUGUGCGCUGCGUUCUUAUCUAUCUUAAUACCGGUAUCUCCGGCGUUCCUCUUGUCUUAGGAGGGACACGUUAUCGGGUCACUUUCUGUGGCUGCCGCCAUUCCCAACGAUCGCCUACGCGACCCGUAGGAGUUGCGCUAGGCUUACUGCGGGUGUUUACUUCGACAGCGCUGACUUGCGACGACUCCGGCAGUGGAGCGCCGAACCAUUGGGCGUUCUCCUCGGCUCGCCUCGGCAACGCUGUUAUUCACGUGAAUAGACCGGUCUUCGUCUACCGAAGAUGGUGCAGACGACGAAUCGAAGUUCUGGCCAUUCGUCCAACCAGAAGGGCGGCGUCCGCGUUUACAAGAUCGUCGUUCUCGGCGAUGGAGGCGUGGGAAAAAGCGCUCUGACGCUGCAGUUCGUGACUCACAGCUUCUUGGAGUACCACGACCCAACCAUUGAGGAUGCCUACCAGCAGAAGACGGUCAUUGAUGGAGAAGUGGCGCUACUGGACAUUCUGGACACAGCUGGCCAGAUUGAAUUCACUGCCAUGCGGGAUCAGUACAUGCGCUGCGGAGAAGGUUUUGUCAUCUGCUAUGCCAUCACCGACCGUAGAAGUUUAGAGGAAGCAGCCGAAUGCAGAAAGCAGAUUGAGCGUGUCCGCUGUUCCGAGUCUGUGCCGAUGGUUCUGGUUGGCAACAAGUGCGACCUGGAAAGCUCUCGUCAGGUUUCCACUGAGGAGGGGCAGGCAUUGGCGCAACAAAUGAACUGCCCCUUCUAUGAGACAUCGGCUGCGCUGCGUCACUUUGUGGACGACGUGUUCCACACGUUGGUUCGUGAGAUCCGGCGCCGGGAGAAGGAGCGACAGUUCCUGCUGCGGCGGGCCGCCCGCAGGAAGGCAUCCAGCGAACGGUGGCAAGCAUUCACGCACGCCUGCCGCUCCCUGCUUUGCGUGCGCGGAUCCGGGGAUGCUGCCACAUCAUCUCAUUCCUGAGCGUGCGUCAUCUAUUUUCAAUUUUUUUUUUCCUAGUUGACCUUUCCCUCUCGUUUGCCCGUCCAAGGCUUUGUCGUGUUUGGCCGUAGGGCAGCGUUAGUUCGGCUGUUGUGCUGGCCAGGUGGGGCCACGCUACUGCCCGAGUUCGUCAAGUUUGUGCUGCUGGUCAGAAACUUUCUCGGAACAAAUGUAGGGCAGCUAGGCUUUCGCCGGUGUCUGUAAAUUGUUGCAAGACAGAGUAAAGUUUAGGUUUUCUCAAUGUCAGGCUUCAGGUUUUAGUGUUGUUUGUUUCUCUUGUUUCCUAUAGCCUCUUGUUGAAGGCUUUGAAGAACAAGUACACAUGGGCAUGUGACAGUCCCAUGGAGGAUAUGAAAAGCCUACCAGAGGUCUGUUGUUUAAACGAUGUCACUUUCUGCUGGGAACGAUUUCUACGGCCUUUUGCACAGUACACAGCGUGCGAUGCAGCUCGACAUGCUGGUGAAGGUGUCCCUUCUGUAGAAGGUGAACCGUAAACAAACUUACGAAAGAAUUAAAAGCCAAGGCAGUAUAAUACUUUUUUCUUCCUUGUUCAGCUAGUGAGUUUGCAGUGACAGUGCUGUGAAAGUACAGUGAUAAAUUUUUUUUUCUCUUAUCACUAGUUUUGAUUGUAGAGAUAGGCUUCGGUCAGUAGGGCUCCCAGUCCUGUCCAGAGACUUGGAAGUUUCGCUGUUGCAUCUUGUGGAGGCAAGUUUAUAUUGACUCCAUGUGUGAGCAUUUCGAUGUGCAGUGGUACCGGCAGGUGCAGAUAAAUGAAACUUACGCAAUUAUUGCUACAGUUAACUAAGUCACCUUGUUUUCGUUGGUGCAACCAUAAUGUGUGCACUUGUUGGAGGAAGUCUUGUUAGUUUUGGGCAGUCACAUUGUUGUACCUUUUCAGACUGUCUGUCCUUGUAGUGAAGGAACGAGCACUGAUAUGUCUGGUUCUGUGAAUGUUUGUGCUUAUCUUCCUGCAAUGAACCUGUGUCAUGUUUCGAAAUGAAUUCUGUGCUCUUGGUGGAGUGUUUCUCUAAAAGGGGGCUUUUAAGUCCUCCAGAGGCCUUCGGGGGCAUGUCAAGAGAAGCAACGACUUGUGUAACAUCUUUCUCGUAAAGUUAAUGUCAUGUAUUGAUAACAUUAACUCCUGUCGAUGGGAGCCACCAUCCCAUGUUCUUGCACGAACUCAUUUCAUAGUUUUGUACUCCUUUGAAUUACAC
Messenger RNA from Rhipicephalus microplus (southern cattle tick), 2278 nucleotides. RefSeq names its product GTP-binding protein Rit2-like. The record is from RefSeq and is a predicted model, not a curated record. Gene Ontology annotation, biological process: signal transduction. Gene Ontology annotation, molecular function: GTP binding; GTPase activity. Gene Ontology annotation, cellular component: membrane. Lineage: Eukaryota; Metazoa; Arthropoda; Arachnida; Ixodida; Ixodidae.